This is a messenger RNA of Leptopilina boulardi, 1301 nucleotides long. It is a transcript of the gene Rfk, whose product is annotated as riboflavin kinase-like. Gene Ontology annotation, cellular component: mitochondrion. NCBI's taxonomy places the organism in Eukaryota, Metazoa, Arthropoda, Insecta, Hymenoptera, Figitidae. Gene Ontology annotation, molecular function: riboflavin kinase activity. The transcript has 4 exons. The record is from RefSeq and is a predicted model, not a curated record. Gene Ontology annotation, biological process: FMN biosynthetic process; riboflavin biosynthetic process. The coding region runs from base 259 to 702 and encodes 147 amino acids.
UAAAAAUUAAAAUGCAGAGGCAGAGCUGUAAAAGUUUUUAUUAUAUCAUGUUAAACGUCAUUAAAAAAUUAUAUAUAUAAUUUUAAUGACGUGAUGCUGAGCAUACCAAAGAUUAUUGAAAUAGAUUAUCUAUAUAUACAAUAAUGAACAGUCCAAAUGAUCUCUUAUCAUUAUUGUUCUAAAUUAUUGGAAUUUAUCAGUAUUUAACGCAUUCUAUUUUUUUUAAAAAAAAACCUUCAGAUAUAUAAAAUAAGAACAAUGUUUAGUAAAUUUUUACCUUAUUGUACAACGGGAAUAGUUAUUAAAGGUUUUGGAAGAGGAUCCAAAUCUCUAGGAAUUCCAACAGCAAAUCUUCCAGAGGAUGUUGUUGAUGCAUUACCCAAAGAAUUUGGAACUGGAAUUUACUAUGGAUGGGCAUUAUUAGAAAAAUCGAUUUACAAAAUGGUUAUGAGCAUUGGCUGGAAUCCAUUUUACAAAAAUGAAAAAAAAUCCAUGGAAGUCCAUUUGAUUCAUGAUUUUCCAAGUGAUUUUUAUGACAAGAGUCUUAAAAUUAUUAUCACGGGUUAUAUAAGACCCGAGAAAGAUUUCUCAUCUGUUGAUGACUUAAUAAGUGAAAUACAAAACGAUAUUGAAAUCGCCAAAAAGAAGCUCGAUGAACCAAAAAUGUGUGAAUACAAGAAUCAUACAUUUUUUCAAGAAUAGUACUGUAUAAAGUAACAAAUAAGAUUUUUAAUCUAUUUAAAAAACAAAACAGAUAUUAAAUGUAUAUAUAUACAGAAAGAAGAUAAUUUUCUAAUAGAAAAAAGUAAAAAUUUUAUAACUCAAAUUAAAAUAUAAAAAUGAAAACAAAAAGUUAAUAUUUAAAUAUUUCUUAUAUUCCUGUUGGAGAAUGAUUCAUCUCAGGACAAGGUGGACGGGAAGACAUUUUAUUUUAUAAUUAAAAAAAAAAUAGGAAUAUAUUUUAACAACGAUCUUUUAACAAACAAAUAAGCUUUAGAAUCCGAACAGAAAAACGAAUUGAAAAAGAAAUAAAAGAUAAGAUAAAAAAUAAUAUUACUUCUUUAUAUUAUAUAAAGAUCAUAAAGUAUUAUCAAAAGUACAUUAGGUUAUGAGAAAUCAAUGUUUAAUAACAUUUGAGUUUUAAUUAUUCUCUUGUAAUUAAAUUUAAUACGAAAUAAAUUUUAGGGCAUAUAAUUAUUAUUUUAAGACAUAACAGCUCUUGCUCUAAAAAAAUAAUUAGCUGAUGUUGCGAGGAACUGAAACAAGAAAACAAAUAAAUUAUAAAUAUAUGAUUAACUUUU